Messenger RNA from Aspergillus homomorphus CBS 101889, 1535 nucleotides. RefSeq names its product putative palmitoyltransferase with autoacylation activity Pfa4 (gene pfa4). The record is from RefSeq and is a predicted model, not a curated record. The transcript is spliced from 5 exons. Gene Ontology annotation, biological process: peptidyl-L-cysteine S-palmitoylation; protein targeting to membrane. Gene Ontology annotation, molecular function: protein-cysteine S-palmitoyltransferase activity. Bases 172 to 1527 code for a protein of 451 amino acids. Lineage: Eukaryota; Fungi; Ascomycota; Eurotiomycetes; Eurotiales; Aspergillaceae. Gene Ontology annotation, cellular component: endoplasmic reticulum; endoplasmic reticulum membrane; Golgi apparatus.
AGAUAAACAACCCCUGACAACAAACACAGCAAACAUCGCCGAUAACCGCUCCGCCCUGUUGGUCUAUCGACAACUCCCUACGGAAUAUGAUACGCUGAUCAUCAUCACAUAGAGCUUGAACUUUCAUACAACCCACCAAACUCAGACCAUGGUCCCAGGGCCACCAGCAGGAUGCCCUUUUCGCUAUCCAAGCUAGCCACCCCGGCCGUGGCCACCCUAAUCAGCUUUCUGGCCUAUAGCUCGCAGUACUUCUUGCACAAUUUCCAGCCGGCGCCUCUACGGUCGUCGGAACUCUGGCGCCUGAAUUUUCUGACUGUGUGCAUCUGGAUCUGCUACUACCGGACCUGCACCGUUGACCCGGGCCAGAUUCCACGGGACUGGAAGCCUGCGUCGUUGAGUGAGGAGCAGCAGCAGCAGCAGCAGCAGCAGCAGCAGCAGCAGCAGCAGCAGCAGGGGAACCAGCAACGCAACCGUCCAAAUCAACAACACCGAUGGUGUCGUAAAUGCGAAGCAUACAAGCCGCCGCGGGCGCAUCACUGCCGGAGUUGUCAAAGAUGCAUUCCGAAAAUGGACCACCACUGCCCAUGGACAGCGAACUGCGUCUCGCACUUCACAUUCCCGCACUUCGUGCGGUUCUUGUUCUACGCAGUCGCCGGGAUGGGGUACCUGGAGAGCAUGCUCUUCGAGCGGGCAUCGAUGAUCUGGGCGCGGAGGAAGAUGCCGAGUUAUCUAGGUCCCACGGCGCCACAACUCGCGCACCUCUUCAUACUAUUCACCCUCAACAGCCUAACACUCUUCAUGCUUUCCAUCCUCCUAAUCCGCACCAUCUGGUCCAUGGCGCUCAACACAACAACAAUAGAGGAGUGGGAGAUUGAGCGCCACCGCACGCUGCUCCGCCGCGCCCGCCACUUCGGCGGGUAUCUCCAGGGGCCCGGGGGCGUGCGCGUGCGCAUCAGGAAGCAGGAGUUUCCGUACGAUGUGGGGAUUUGGGCGAAUGUUCGGGCUGGGAUGGGUGGGAGUGCUAACAUCCUAAGCUGGUUCUGGCCGCUCGCGAGCUCGCCAGAUCGCAGAACGGGGCUGGAGUUCGAGGUUAAUGGGUUUGAAGACCCAUCCCUCACAUGGCCGCCCCCCGACCCGGACCGUAUCCCCUGGAAAGCUACCCCUUACCCCGGUGGCAGUGGCAGUAGUGCAUCACGUCCCGGGACCAACCAAACCCUUUCCACCCGACUGCAGAACCAAAAAGUCCGGCGGCGCAAGCGGUUCCAUGAGCGCUUUGAUCAGGACCUCGGUAACGAUAACGGUAGCAACAGCGACAGCGGCAGCGAUCACGAUAGCUCUAAACACAGCAGCAGAAGCAGUAGUAGCGAGCCGCUGGAGGACGCGGACGGCGAGGAAGCCUGGCGGAAUGCGGAGGGCGAGCGGCUGCGGGACUUCGGCGUGGAGGAGGAGGUUGAGUUCUACGAUGAGGAGGAUAUUCCGUUGGCGGUUUUGAUGGAGCGGCGGGGGAGGAGAAGGGGAGGGUCAUGAUGUUUCGG